Durusdinium trenchii is the source of this 549-nucleotide messenger RNA. The record is from the annotation of a GenBank genome assembly. NCBI's taxonomy places the organism in Eukaryota, Dinophyceae, Suessiales, Symbiodiniaceae.
AUGCCACUGUGUUUGUUUCUGAUUUGUUCUAAGCUUCCCACGCAUUCAUCGCCCGAUUUGGCCGCAGUUCCCAAGGAGAAGAUUCAGCUGCCUUUGGCGGAACUGCUCCCGACGACUGCCCAAAGCUUCGUCACGUGGCGGGUACAGAACCCCAACGCCAAGUUCAAGGCAAGCUGCGGCUUCCCUUUGGUCUCACACCAGCUGAGCAACCACUUCCUGGAGGAUUUCCGAGUGAAGAUUUUUGCCGCUGGAACAGCAUGGUCUUCGCAGAACAAGGGCAAGAAGCAGCAGACCCCUAGCAAGGCCUUCUAUCACGGGGCCACCUCGAAGUUUGGCACUUUGCAGCUGAAAUUCUUGGGCGAUGAAGCGGUGGGGGAUUUGCAGCUCUUCUUCCACAUCGGAACGUAUAAACUAGGCCCCUUCCGCACCUGUCCCGAGCGCAGCGUCUCGGAGCUCUGCGAGUUGCCCAUCGACUGGCGCCGGGUGGUCGACAAGGACCACCGGUCGACGAAGCGCCGAGAAUCGCAUCGCGAAAGAGAGGUGACCUAA